Molecule: messenger RNA, 1191 nt
Organism: Parasteatoda tepidariorum (common house spider)
Lineage: Eukaryota; Metazoa; Arthropoda; Arachnida; Araneae; Theridiidae
Source: RefSeq, a predicted model, not a curated record
AUGUACAAUUUAGGUGAUGCAGAAAAAGAAGAGCAAAAUCAGUUAAAUAUUUCGGAAAACCUGAUUUCUGAUGUGGAACUUCACGAAGAAAUGCCAGGUCCAGAAAAGUUGUCACAAUUCGAACAUAUAAAAGAAAUUUCAAACAAAAAUUCUUCUGUACAAAAUGCAACAAUUCACUCGGAAAAAGUUGAUUUGAUUCGUGAUUUACAAACAAAUUUUAGUUCUGAUCCUGCUAAAUGGAACGUGACUGUAGAUCUGAAACAUUACAUUGCAAAAAACCCUGUUUCUCAAGAUUUAAAUGGCGAUUUCAAAUUUACUUGUAGACAAAUAGGUAAAUUAUACUGUCAUGUGAGUAAAUUAUUUAGUUCCGAAAUUUCACAAAAUGCUUUUCAGACUGGUUUCAGUGAUUGGAAAAAUGCACAUAUUUUAAUUUCUUCUCAUGAACAAUCGAAAAAUCAUAUUACAUCGCAAGUAAAUUUAUUAAAUUAUCAAAAAACGAUUCAAGUAGACAAAGAACUGAUAAGAGUACAAGAAGAAACGAUAAAAUAUUGGACAAAAGUUUUAGAAAGAGUUGCUGCAGUGAUUAAAUUUUUAGCAGAAAGAGGUUUAGCUUUUCGCGGUGAUAAUGAGCUUCAUAAUAAUGCGCAUAAUGGGAAUUUUCUAGGAUGUAUUGAUUUGUUAGCACAAUUCGAUCCCUUUCUUCGAAAGCACACAGUCAAAUACGGUAAUCCAGGAAAAGGCAAUGUCUCAUAUUUAUCUUCAACGAUUUGUGAAGAGUUCAUUAAUUUGAUGGGGAAAAAAGUUUUGGAACGGAUUUUGUUUGAAAUAAAGAAAGCCAAGUAUUAUGGUAUAAGUUUUGACUCGCCGCCUGAUGUAAGCCACGUUGAUCAAUUGACAAUUACCACUCGAUAUGUAUCUGAAAUUGGCGAUGUAUACGAACGAUUCUUAGCUUUUGUACCCAUUGAAUCACAUGAAGGUAAAUAUCUUGUUGAAACUGUACUUUCAAAUUUCGGGAAAUGGAGACUUGAUAUACAAGAUUGCAGAUCGCAGUCAUAUGACAAUGCUCGUAACAUGAGUGAAACAUAUUCGGGAGUUCAGAGUAGAAUAAAAAAUAUAAACAAUCUUGCAGUUUGGAUUCCUUGUGCUAACCAUAGUUUGAACUUAGAGUUGCAGCUGCAGAAAGUUGCUUAA